This is a messenger RNA of Aaosphaeria arxii CBS 175.79, 1220 nucleotides long. Its product is annotated as nagb/rpia/CoA transferase-like protein. The transcript is spliced from 3 exons. NCBI's taxonomy places the organism in Eukaryota, Fungi, Ascomycota, Dothideomycetes, Pleosporales. The coding region runs from base 99 to 1196 and encodes 365 amino acids. The record is from RefSeq and is a predicted model, not a curated record. Gene Ontology annotation, molecular function: S-methyl-5-thioribose-1-phosphate isomerase activity.
CUUCACACGAAUCGUUUUGAGGUAUAUGACUGCCUUUACGAAAAUUCGAAUAGAGACUACUAGGAAUCACUAAAUUGAAGAUCGUGGUACAUUGAAAGAUGGAAGAAAAUGAUUCGACAAAAGCAUACACUCAAGCCCUCGAACGCGCCAUAUUAGACCUCGAAAAUGAUUUCGUCUCCGGUGCCCGUCAAUUAGCAAACAGAAGUCUUCAACAACUUCACGAUAUCUUCUCGCUUGCUGGACAAGCGGCACGAAGUAAAGAUGAGUUAUGGUCGAUGCUAGUAUCUCUUGCGAGGGGAUUAAUCGGUGCUAGACCUAGUAUGAAUGCGGCAAUCAAGUCUACGGUGCUGCGAACUCUAGAUAAGAUUCGUCCGGAAUGGGAUAAAGAGGAGAACGACUCGAUAUCUAAGGUAUGCGAAAGAGCGAAGUCUGGGAUCCAACGACAUAUCGAGGGCAGAAUAGGAGCUUCUGACAGAUUGGAACGAAAUUUUGUGGAGUGGUUCGUGGAGAGCGGGCAGGUGAACGAGGAUGGGAUACGGAUUAUCCGGAUAUUGACGUUGUCGAAUUCGUCGACGAUUCGGGCAGCUUUGCUCAGCCUACUGAAGUCAACGACGUCACUUACGAUGCAUUUGACAGUAUUGGAGUCUCGGCCGCGGUUUGAGGGGGCGGACUUGGCUGCUUCACUGCUUGAAGCGUUUGUUAAGGGUUCAUCAAAUGCUGGCAACGACGGUAAUGAGACCAAACUGAAGGUCACGAUGGCGCCCGAUUGUGCGGUGGGGGUCCUUGUUUCGAACAUCGAUGUUGUUCUAUUGGGUGCGGACCGCAUUACGGCGAAGGGGCAUGUUUUGAACAAGAUUGGGUCACUGGCAGCAGCCGUUUGCGCUCGACAGCUCAACACAAACGCGAAAGUGGUAGUUGUGAGUGAGGUGGACAAGAUUGUUGCGGACGAAAGCGAGCAACCAGCACGAGAAGAGGAGAACCACCCUGCCGGGGAACUGACCGAGUCUUACAGUACGCAUGCAAAGCGUGAAUUGGAGGCCGAAAGAGUGGACGUGUUUGGAGAGUGGUUUGAAUGGGUUCCGAAGCAGUUUGUGAAUUGCUACAUCACGAAUGAGGGCGUACUCGGACAUGAUCAAAUAUCGAGAAUAGGAAAGCAAAUUGGCACUCUCGAGGCGCAAGUAUUUGCUUCAAGCUAGUGUGACAAUGGAGAUCGUUUCCUC